AUGGCGCAACUGGGGCAACCUAUGCCGCCCCAGUACGCCCCAUUCCCUACCACGGGAUGGGCCCCCUUCCGGGUCAUAACCCCGGGGGCCCACGCCAUUGAGGGCGGGCCACCUCGUCGAGGCAAUCCUCGGGUCCCCUCUCUCUCACUUGAGCUAUCAUCUUACUUCAGAAGUGAGAGAGAGAGGGAACUGGGGAUUGCCUCGACACCAACUGAUCAUUCGCUGUUUCCCGGCCCGCCCCAGGGCUCGGAAUGGGACCGCAGGUAA
This is a messenger RNA of Penicillium coprophilum, 267 nucleotides long. RefSeq lists its product as uncharacterized. Bases 1 to 267 code for a protein of 88 amino acids. Lineage: Eukaryota; Fungi; Ascomycota; Eurotiomycetes; Eurotiales; Aspergillaceae. The transcript has 3 exons. The record is from RefSeq and is a predicted model, not a curated record.